Molecule: messenger RNA, 1921 nt
Organism: Cicer arietinum (chickpea)
Lineage: Eukaryota; Viridiplantae; Streptophyta; Magnoliopsida; Fabales; Fabaceae
Product: cytochrome P450 78A7
Molecular function (GO): oxidoreductase activity, acting on paired donors, with incorporation or reduction of molecular oxygen; iron ion binding; monooxygenase activity
Source: RefSeq, a predicted model, not a curated record
UUUCUCUUUCUCUAGAUCUCUUCUACAUCCUCUGUUUUCAUUCCCCUGUCCAAUAUCUAAUGGCCUUCCCUUCAUCAUCAUUAGAAACAUGGUGGAUGUUUAUACUUCCAACCAUAACAUCACAAAACUACAUACUUAACAAUCUCCUCUUGACAAUCCUAAUUGCACUCAUCUCCAUUGCAUUUCUAACAUGUACUAUCCCAAAAGGAGGCAUAGCUUGGAAAGAUGGAAAAAACCAAAUGGGUCAAAUCCCUAUAGAAGGACCAAAAGGUCUUCCAAUAUUUGGAAUCUUAUUCACCUUAAAUAAUAACCUACCUCACCGUACACUUGCUUCAUUAGCUUCCACACUAUCAACCACAAAACAACUCAUGGCCUUUAGUUUAGGCUCAAUCCCUGCAGUUAUCACCUCAAACCCUAACAUAGCACGUGAAAUAUUGAACUCACCCCAUUUUUCAAAUCGUCCAAUUAAACAAUCCGCUAAAAGUCUUAUGUUUAGUCGUGCCAUUGGUUUCGCACCAAAUGGCACUUAUUGGCGUUUACUACGUAGAAUUUCAUCGAGUCAUCUCUUUUCUUCGAGGCGCAUUGUAGCCCACGAAACAGGUCGUAGGCUAGAUUGCGCUAUUAUGCUAAGCUCUAUAGCUUAUGAACAAUCCAAACAUGGAUUUGUUUGUUUAAGGAAACACCUUCAAGAUGCAGCUCUUAACAACAUUAUGGGAACGGUUUUCGGAAGAAGGUUAUAUAAUCGAGAACAGUGUCACGUUAAAGAGUUGCAUGAGAUGGUAAGGGAAGGGUUUGAGCUUUUAGGAGCUUUUAAUUGGUGUGAUUAUGUGUCUUGGAUUAGCUUGUUUUAUGAUCCUUAUUGUAUUCGUGAAAGGUGUUUGGCUCUUGCUCCUCGUGUUAAGAAAUUUGUGAAGAAGAUUUUGGAUGAACGUCGAAUGAUUCCUUCUAAGAAGAUUUAUGAUGAUUCUGACUUUGUUGAUGUUUUGCUCUCUCUUGAAGGAGAUGAGAAGCUCCAAGAUGAUGACAUCAUUGCCAUUCUAUGGGAGAUGAUAUUUCGUGGCACGGAUACAACAGCACUUCUUACUGAGUGGAUAAUGGCAGAGCUUGUUUUGAACCAAAACAUCCAAACAAGGCUUCGUGAAGAGCUUGACAAAGUUGUGGGAAACAAACACAAUGUUACAGAUGCUGAUGUCACCAAAAUGCCAUACCUCGAAGCAAUUGUAAAAGAAACAUUGCGACUUCAUCCAAUUGGGCCUCUCCUUUCAUGGGCCCGUUUAUCCACAUCAGAUGUCCAACUCAGCAACGGGAUGGUGGUCCCAGCCAACACAACUACAAUGGUCAACAUGUGGGCCAUAACCCACGAUCCAAAUGUGUGGGCUGACCCAUUGGUGUUCAAGCCAGAGAGGUUUUUGAAGAGUGAAGGGGGUGUUGAAUUGGAUGUGAGGGGUGUGGAUCUAAGGCUUGCACCUUUUGGCGCUGGUCGUAGGGUUUGCCCCGGCAAGAACCUAGGCCUUGUGACUGUGAGUCUUUGGGUGGCUAGGUUGGUCCACAAGUUUCAAUGGUUUCAAAAUAGGACUAACCCUGUUGACCUCACUGAGGUGCUCAAGUUAUCAUGUGAAAUGAAGAACCCUCUCCAAGUUGUGGCUAUUCCUAUAGACUUGGUUAAAGUCUAAGAAUUUAUAUAUAUAUAUGUUUUAAUGAAAUAAAAUAAUUUUUAAAUUUUGGCAUGGAUUGUUUGCAAUCAAUUUUAUGAUGAACUUAUACCUGCAAACAAUUAAAUUAAGAGAUAAAAAAAAAAUUCUUAAUCUAAUUGUAUUGUAUAUAGUCGACGGCAUCAUAAAAUAGGUGGCAAAAGAUUUAUUUUGUCCAAAGUUGUUCCAGAUAAUGGUAGAGUAUUUAUUUUUAGUUUUUAUUAUGUGUG